This is a messenger RNA of Gigantopelta aegis, 2213 nucleotides long. RefSeq names its product zinc finger protein 708-like. Bases 880 to 1980 code for a protein of 366 amino acids. The record is from RefSeq and is a predicted model, not a curated record. Gene Ontology annotation, molecular function: DNA-binding transcription factor activity, RNA polymerase II-specific; RNA polymerase II transcription regulatory region sequence-specific DNA binding. Gene Ontology annotation, biological process: regulation of transcription by RNA polymerase II. Gene Ontology annotation, cellular component: nucleus. The transcript has 2 exons. Lineage: Eukaryota; Metazoa; Mollusca; Gastropoda; Neomphalida; Peltospiridae.
CCUCGUGACCGUUUCGCAUGUGCUAACGUACUUGUUGUUCGUAGUUCUCUUCAUACUACAAGUUUGGCGACACAUCAGCAAAUGUUCAUUCCAGCCUGGUUUCAGAGAGGCUGGUAAAGAAACAAGAUGUUGUGAAUUAGAUCUCUGUCCUCUGUCCUAAAAGAACUUUGUCUAGCAGCGAUGAUAGAUGUGUCGAACUCGAGGUCUCGUCAAAACAACUUAAAACGAAUAACGAAUAGGACGAAUAAACGUCAACACGUUCUUGUGAGAGACCUUUCCAGUGUCAUAUUAAACGGCAUAUGAGGAUCCACACUGGUGAAAAACCAUAUCAGUGUGAGGUGUGCAGAAAGUGUUUUCAACAUAUCUUGACACACACUAUUGAAAAAACUUAUCAGUGUGAGGUGUGCGGAAAGUGUUUUCAACAUAUCUUGACACACACUAUUGAAAAACCUUAUCAGUGUGAGGUGUGCAGAAAGUGUUUUCAACAUAUCUUGACACACACUAUUGAAAAACCUUAUCAGUGUGAGGUGCGUAGAAAGUGUUUUCAACAUAUCUUGACACACUUGAAAAACCAUAUCAGUGUGAGGUGUGUAGAAAGUGUUUUCAACAUAUCUUGACACAUUUGAAAAACCAUAUCAGUGUGAGGUGUGCAGAAAGUGUUUUUUCGUUAGAAGAGAUACCUGAAGCAGCAUGUUAAUUCACACUUAAUUUCAAAUGUGUGUGUGUGAAAAAUAGGGGAUUUUUUUUUAGACAGUUCCCUCGUGAAAGGACAUAUGCUCAAACAGAAAUAUCAUUUGAACAUUCACAUUGGGGUUUAAAAUUUUUAAAUGUGAUGUAUAUGUGAAGCGUUUUUCUCUCUAUCGGUACUUGAAACAACACAUGUUGGUUCACACUGGUGUUAUGGCUUUCAAAUGUGAGGUGUGUGCAAAAUGUUUCUCACGAAAUACCCACUUGAAACAACACAUGUUGGUUCACACUGGUGUUAAGAAUUUGAAAUGUGAGGUGUGUGCAAAAUGUUUCUCAAGCAAUAGCAAAUUGAAAAGACAUAUGCUGGUUCACACUGGUGAUAGAAAUUUUAAAUGUGAGGUGUGUGCAAAAUAUUUGUCAAGCAAUAGCAUCUUGAAUCAACAUAUGAACAUUCACACUUGUAUUAAGAAUUUCAAAUGUGAUGUAUGUGCAAAAUGUUUCUCACAAAAUACUGACUUGAAACGACAUAUGCACAUUCAUACAGGUGUUAAGCCUUUCAAAUGUGAGGUAUGUGCAAAAUAUUUCGCACUAAAUAUGGAACUAAAACGACAUAUGUUGGUUCACAGUGGUGUUAAUAAUUUCAAAUGUGAGGUAUGUGGAAAACGUUUUUCUCAAAAUCUGCACUUAAAACAACAUAUGUUGGUUCACACUGGCGUUCUGCCUUUCAAAUGUGAGGUUUGUGCAAAAUGUUUCUCGAGCAACACCGACUUGAAACGACAUAUGUUUGUCCACACUGGUAUUAAGAAUUUCAGAUGCGAAAUAUGUGAAAAAUAUUUCUCAAUCUAUGGUAACUUGAAACGACAUAUGUUGGUUCACUCUGGUGUUAGUAAUGUUAAAUGCGAGGUAUGUGGAAAAUGUAUGUCAAGCAAUGGCAACUUGAAACGACAUAUGAACAUUCACACUGGUGUUAAGAAUUUCAAAUGUGAGGUAUGUGCAAAAUGUUUCUCACAAAAUACUGACUUGAAACGACAUAUGAACAUUCAUACAGGUGUUAUGCGUGAGGUAUGUGCAAAACGUUUUUCUCAAAAUCGGCACUUGAAACAACAUAUGUUCGUUCACACUGGUCUUAUGCCUUUCAAAUGUGAGGUUUGUGCAGAAUAUUUCUCAAGCAAUACUGAUCUGAAACGACAUCAGUUGGUUCACACUGGUGUUAAGAAUUUCAGUUGCGAAAUAUGUGAAAAAUAUUUCUCAAUCAAUAGCAACUUGAAACGACAUAUGAAGAUUCACACAUGAACAUUCACACUGGUGUUAUGCCUUCCCAAUGUGAGGUAUGUGCAAAAUGUUUCUCACACAAUAUCGACCUGAAACAACAUAUUUUGGUUCACACUAUUGUUCAGAGUUAAAUUUGAGGUCAGGGCUUCUAGAUUAUGGUAGCCCCACUCACAUGGCUAGUGAUAUUCAAUGUUAGGCUGGUAAAUAACUACUAUUACCAUGCCCGACGACUAGUGAAAAACAAAAUUGUCAAA